Messenger RNA from Macroventuria anomochaeta, 1694 nucleotides. RefSeq lists its product as uncharacterized. Lineage: Eukaryota; Fungi; Ascomycota; Dothideomycetes; Pleosporales; Didymellaceae. The record is from RefSeq and is a predicted model, not a curated record. The transcript has 8 exons. Bases 474 to 1694 code for a protein of 406 amino acids.
CGCUUGGGCUGGAGCGGAUCGAGGCAGCAUUAGUUGCGCCUGAGGAUAUGGAAGCAUGGAAGCAGCAGUGCGUGAGGGCGUGAGGCAUAGCAAGAGCAGCCAGUUAUGGUAUAUCACAGGAGGCUUAUCCCCCAUGCCCACACAGCCUUGCCAGCGCGCGCCUGUCGCCAGGGCGGACUGAAUUGGGGGCGGAAACAGCUGCAGGCUGGUGCAUGGGCAGGCAGGUGGGUGCGCUGCACGAAUGAUGGCUACCCAUCCAUUGUGGGGCUAGGCAGACCCCAGCCGGACAGGUGGGCUAUCCAUCAUUUACAAAAGCUGCAUGAACUACACUGCAGUCAGCCUGAGUUUGCAUCAACUACCAGUUACUAUCCGAUCAAGCUUGCCACAUCCUCAUUAGAACCGUGCCCACAACCUAGUUUGACCGGUAGAUCACGAACAGGAGCCGAAGUGACCAGCUCUUACUUGUAAGAUCAAUGGUUCUUGUUGAUGUUCUUAAGUUGCCUUCGUCCACUGGACAAUGGUCUUCUGAGCAAGUGGAACUAGAAUAUUUAACGGGCGAAGCGCACCAGCUCUCCUGCUACAUUUUUCUCACCAGGACUGCCUACCCACAGCGUGAAGCAGAGCGGAAGCAGUUGCUGCGAUGUUUCAAUGUUCCUCGCAUGGUUUACAUGGACAUGGGCUAUCGAUGCAACGGAUACUUUGGAAGCAGAGAGAGCCACGAUAAGGCGGGUCGUUUAGAAGGCUACUUCACAUGGUUUCGAUGUCUUGUCAAGAUCGCACGUAGCACUCCACAGGCUGGCACUGGAUACACCUGGUCCGAGAUGACCUUCUUCAGCCGCUGGGAGUCUGGUCACUGCAUGAUGCUCUGCGUGGAUACACCAGACGGCUUCCAAGAGCAAUUGGAACAGAUCAUGGAAAGCGAGCAAGGGGCGCUUGACCUGAACGAUCCGUUCGCCUUACACAUGCCCCUGAUGGACCAGAUUAUCACUUCUUACGAUCAGUCUGUGUGGAAUAUUCGUGACCUAAUCCGUCGGGUGGAAAAGGAGAGGGAGAACGACUGGGCCAUCGAUGCAGACUUUUCAGAGUUGCAUGAGAUUUCUCGACAUGCAACCCAUUCUACAGAGACGCUUUCUGUAACGACAGAAUCGAUGAAGGCGAUGCGGGAGCGGCACAAAGACUUUCACGAGCGCUCACACUCCACUACCAUAGCGAACAAUGCCUGCUGGACAAUGACGCAACAGCGAAUGGACUUCCAGGCGCAGCUCAUCCGGAACUUGAAGCUGCGCUCGCGAGCGAACCAAGAAAGGCUCCAGAGUGAGAUUACGCUUGCCUACAAUGUGAUCACGCAACGCGAUAGCAAGGUCAUGGUGGAGAUCGGAGCAGCAACCAAAAGCGAUAGCGCCGCGAUGAAAACGGUAGCAAUAGUGACAAUGAUCUUCUUGCCGGCAACCUUUACUUCAGCGGUCUUCAGUAUGAGCUUCUUCGACUUCUCACCUGGCGACGGCACGCAGGCGGAUGAGUGGAGGGUCUCGAGUAAGAUAUGGAUAUACUGGGUUGUCGCCAUUUCACUGACUGGAUUGACGCUGUUUGCUUGGCUGUUCUGGAGGCGGAAGAGAGGUCAAAUGUUCGCAAUUGGUAGAUUUCGGGAGCGCCGCGCUCAUCGUUUGCAGGGCAUGCAGCGCGAGAAAGCGUAG